Molecule: messenger RNA, 2037 nt
Organism: Populus trichocarpa (black cottonwood)
Lineage: Eukaryota; Viridiplantae; Streptophyta; Magnoliopsida; Malpighiales; Salicaceae
Product: tubby-like F-box protein 5
Exons: 4
Coding region: 400-1650 (416 amino acids)
Molecular function (GO): protein binding
Source: RefSeq, a predicted model, not a curated record
AAAAAAAAAAAAAAAAAACGGUUACAGGAAAAUUGAAAGAAAUGAGCGAUCCUAGAAAAAUAAAAGCAGAGCGAGGUGUGGUUGUGCCACUUCCUGUCCGUUCUGAAGAAAAAAAAAAGAUCCCUCCUCCGCUGCUGUUCGUGGUGGCUAAUUUCACAACCGCCGUGGUGUCACUUCUCCACGUUUUAAGAUAAAAAUAAAGAAGGCACGGCUUUUGUUCUGUCCAAGACAUCGGUAUACUCCCCUUAGAUUAUUCCUCGUCUCGAUCCCCAAUUCCUCAGAAUUUCGUCAGUUCCGAUGAUUUUGUCUCACUGUUUGUAAUCACAUGCAAGAAUCUGGCUGCUUACUUUCUUUUAAUUCCAAAUCGAACUCCCUAAUCUGAUCUUGAUUGUGAUCGAGAUGUCAUUUAAGAGCAAGUUAAAGGAGAUUAGAGAUGAUAUCACUACUACAUUUUCGAUGGGAAAGUUACAGAGGAACAGAACAAAUCGAAGAGGGAGAGCUUAUAUUGCACCUGAAUUAGGAGGUGGGUCUGAGCUAUUAAGCGAGUUGAUUGAAGAACAGAGUCCAUGGGCUAAUUUGCCACCAGAGUUGCUACAAGAUGUGAUUAAGAGAGUUGAGGGUAGUGAAACUUCAUGGCCUGGAAGAAGAGAUGUUGUUGCUUGCGCUUCAGUUUGUACGUCUUGGAGAGAGAUUACUAAAGCUGUUGUUAAGACCCCAGAACAGUGUGGUUGCAUUACUUUCCCUAUCUCGCUAAAGCAGCCUGGGCCGAGAGAUGCUCCAAUUCAAUGCUUUAUUAAGAGGGAAAGGGCUACUUCUACUUAUCAUUUGUAUCUUGGUCUCAGUCCUGCUUUGUCAGGUGAUAUGAGUAAAUUAUUAUUAGCAGCAAAGAAGAUUAGAAAGGCUACAAGCACAGAUUUUCGGAUAUCAUUUGUUGGAAGUGAUUUCUGUCAAACCAGCAAUACCUAUGCUGGAAAGCUGAGGUCUAAUUUCCUGGGAACCAAAUUCACCAUUUAUGACAGUCAGCCUCCAUGUCCUGGACUGAAGUCCAAUUGCAAGCUUCAGCAGAAAGUCCGUUCCAUCCAAGUGUCUCCAGGGGUACCUGCUAGAAACUUUAAUGUGGCCACUGUAUCUUAUGAGCUUAAUGUCCUACGGACCCGGGGUCCAAGGAGAAUGCAUUGCAUCGUCCACUCAAUCCCUAUUUCUGCAAUUCAAGAAGGGGGAGUAGCCCCUACUCCAUUGGAAUUCAAUAAUCCUGGUGAUGAGCAAUCUCCUUCAUUGUCUGCCUCAAAAAUAAAGCAACCACUUAUCGAUUUCAUCUCCACUAGCCGUGCUGAGUCAUCUGAUUCAAUUUGCAGCAAAAUGGAUCCCCUGGUUUUGAAAAAUAAAGCUCCUAGAUGGCACGAGCAGCUUCAGUGUUGGUGUCUAAAUUUUAAAGGGCGUGUUACAGUGGCCUCUGUGAAGAAUUUCCAGUUGGUGGCAGCUGUGGAGCCUUGUCAAAAUGUUCCUGUAGAAGAACAAGAAAAAGUUAUUCUUCAGUUUGGAAAGAUCGGGAAAGAUAUCUUCACCAUGGAUUAUCGAUACCCCCUCUCUGCCUUCCAAGCUUUUGCAAUCUGCUUGAGUAGCUUUGACACUAAACCAGCUUGUGAAUGAUCAUUUUCUUUUUCCAUCUUGGGCCAUAUUCGUGUUGUUCUUCCCCGAAAACUUUGUUGUAUUUAUUUUUGAUUAAUAUGGGUGUCCGGGCUAGUUUACACGCACCUCGACUAAUUCCACGGACCCUGAAAUUAACAACUAUGUAAGCCUCCAGUGGCCCUGAGGAGACUCGAACUAACUUUGUUGUAUUUAUUCUCUCUGAAGGAAGCUCCUUUGGAUUUGCACUUUGUCAUCAGCAUUAAUUUUAUGUAAACAGCAGUGGUCUGCAUGGACUAUGUAGCAACAUUUGUUUAUUUGCAGAAAGGUAGUUCUGCAACAGCUACCCCAAGUAUGUAACUUCUUAAGGAAUUUUAAUUCCAUAAAACCUAUAAAUUCUUGUUCUCUGUA